This is a messenger RNA of Trichoderma asperellum CBS 433.97, 962 nucleotides long. RefSeq lists its product as uncharacterized. NCBI's taxonomy places the organism in Eukaryota, Fungi, Ascomycota, Sordariomycetes, Hypocreales, Hypocreaceae. The record is from RefSeq and is a predicted model, not a curated record.
UUUUUAGAAGCAAUUGGUUCCAUUCUGCGCUUUGGAAUUCAAUUUUGCUCUUCAUAACCAAUUUGCAUCCAUACAUCUAUCCCCCCUCCUAUCAUGCCUGUUUCUGUAGCUGCUCGCCGGCGGCUCAUUCGCCUCACACAGGCUCUCGUCGGCGGUCCCGUUGUCGUAUUCGGGGGACUCGCCCUGUGGACUCGAAAAUGUGCAUUCGAGCCCUUUGGACCAGAUAGCGACCCGCUGUUCAAGCACCCGAUAUUGAAACAGCUCAAUCCCCGGAGUCUGCCCAGUUCUCACGACUCGUGCGUCAGAAAAGUCCCCUUUGGAGAGCUGAGACCCGUGCUGUUGGAAGAUGCAAAACGAGGUGGGAGUGCAUUGGUGGAGGAGUUUUCCCGAGGCAUGUGGGGAGGAUAUGGAUAUAGGAUACAAAGGAGGAUAAUGGAGUUUACAAAGGGCCCUGAGAAUGCUACCGAUGUCUGGACUCCUGAGGCGCUGGGACGGGACACAUUUGAGCCUGGAACUGUCCUCACGAAUCAUUUUCUCGUCCUCGAAAAGUCUCCGACGGAAUUGCUCUUCCGGGGCUGUCUGUCUCCGAAAGAAACCCCAUUUCGACCCCGCGAUCUGGAUAAUUUCUUUGCUCUCACUGCAGAAUUGAACGAGCAGCGGCAAGAGGCCGAGUUUAGACUCAAGGCGAUAUCGUUUGAUGCCGUGACAACGACGCCGAAGGAGGAUCCGCUUGGGGGCGUGCCGGGAAUGCUGCACAAGGUGUAUGCAAAGCUUUUGGUGGAAGCGGCGGUGGGAUGGUGCGUGAGGUAGAUGAAAUCAUGCAAUUCCUGGUCGUUGCAAGGGGGAUCGAUUUGGAUGAUGUAUGGUGUGGAGGCGGCUGUCAUGUUGGGACACUGGCUAUUUGUCAGUCAUGUUGACUAUGUAAUAUACUCUCUCCAAAAAUAAAAUAUAAUUCACAUAAG